Messenger RNA from Castor canadensis (American beaver), 3759 nucleotides. The record is from RefSeq and is a predicted model, not a curated record. NCBI's taxonomy places the organism in Eukaryota, Metazoa, Chordata, Mammalia, Rodentia, Castoridae.
CCAGGCUGCAGGAGGGGAGUGGAAGCUAAUUUUACUUGCUGGGAGCAAGCAGUGUAAUCUUCCUGUCCCCACACCCGCCCCCGCCUGGCUGCCUCAGCGGGACAGGCUCAACUAGGCCCAGUCCCCAAGGCGGGGGGCAUUGGGGACGCAGGGAGGAGAGGGCAGUGGGGUGGGGGAGCAGGGAAGAGCAAGGUUGCCAGGGAAGCCAUGGAGCCGUCCUCACCCCAGGACGAGGGACUGAGGAAAAAGCAGCCCAAGAAGCCUGUGCCUGAGCUUCUGCCAAGGCCACCCCGGGCCUUGUUCUGCCUGACCCUCCAGAACCCCCUGAGGAAGGCCUGCAUCAGCAUCGUGGAAUGGAAACCCUUCGAGACCAUCAUCUUGCUUACAAUCUUUGCCAACUGCGUGGCCCUGGCCGUGUACCUGCCCAUGCCUGAAGAUGACAACAAUGCUCUGAACCUCGGCCUGGAGAAACUGGAGUAUUUCUUCCUCAUCAUCUUCUCCCUUGAAGCUGCCAUGAAGAUCAUUGCCUAUGGCUUCCUAUUCCACCAGGAUGCCUACCUGCGCAGUGGCUGGAAUGUGCUGGACUUCACCAUCGUCUUCCUGGGGGUCUUCACAGCGAUUCUGGAACAGGUUAAUGUCAUCCAAAGCAACACGACCCCGCUGAGCAGCAAAGGAGCUGGCUUGGACGUCAAGGCCCUGAGAGCCUUCCGCGUGCUCAGACCCCUCCGGCUGGUGUCGGGGGUGCCCAGCUUGCAGGUGGUCCUCAACUCCAUCUUCAAGGCCAUGCUUCCCCUGUUCCAUAUUGCCCUGCUCGUCCUCUUCAUGGUCAUCAUCUAUGCCAUCAUUGGACUGGAGCUCUUCAAGGGCAAGAUGCACAAGACCUGCUACUUCAUUGGGACAGACAUCGUGGCCACGGUGGAAAAUGAGAAGCCUUCACCCUGCGCCCGGACUGGCUCUGGGCGCCCAUGUACCAUCAAUGGCAGCGAGUGCCGGGGCGGCUGGCCGGGGCCCAAUCAUGGCAUCACCCACUUUGACAACUUCGGCUUCUCCAUGCUCACCGUGUACCAGUGCAUCACCAUGGAAGGGUGGACUGAUGUCUUGUACUGGGUCAAUGAUGCCAUUGGGAAUGAGUGGCCCUGGAUCUAUUUCGUCACCCUCAUUCUGCUCGGAUCCUUCUUCAUCCUCAACCUGGUGCUGGGCGUCCUGAGUGGGGAAUUCACCAAGGAGCGAGAGAAGGCCAAGUCCAGGGGGACCUUCCAAAAGCUCCGGGAGAAGCAGCAGCUGGAGGAAGACCUUCGAGGCUAUAUGAGCUGGAUCACGCAGGGCGAGGUCAUGGAUGUGGAAGACUUGAGAGAAGGGAAACUAUCUUUGGAUGAAGGUGGCUCCGACACAGAGAGCCUAUAUGAAAUCGAGGGCUUGAACAAAGUCAUCCAGUUCAUCCGGCACUGGAGGCAGUGGAACCGUGUCUUCCGCUGGAAAUGCCAUGACUUAGUGAAAUCCAAGGUCUUCUAUUGGUUGGUGAUCUUGACUGUUGCCCUUAACACUCUGUCCAUCGCCUCAGAGCACCACAACCAGCCACUUUGGUUGACCCAUUUGCAAGAUGUCGCCAACAGGGUGCUGCUGGUCCUGUUCACUGUCGAGAUGCUAAUGAAGAUGUAUGGCCUGGGCCUACACCAGUACUUCAUGUCCAUCUUCAACCGCUUCGACUGCUUUGUGGUGUGCAGCGGCAUCCUGGAGCUCCUGCUGGUGGAGUCAGGCGCCAUGACUCCCCUGGGCAUCUCUGUGCUCCGCUGCAUCCGCCUCCUGAGGAUCUUCAAGAUCACCAAGUACUGGACAUCACUGAGCAACCUGGUGGCAUCCCUGCUCAACUCCAUCCGCUCCAUCGCCUCUCUACUGUUGCUGCUUUUCCUCUUCAUCGUCAUCUUCGCCCUGCUGGGCAUGCAGCUCUUUGGGGGCAGGUACGACUUCGAGGACACGGAGGUGCGGCGCAGCAACUUUGACAACUUCCCCCAGGCCCUCAUUAGCGUCUUCCAGGUCCUGACAGGUGAAGACUGGACCUCCAUGAUGUAUAAUGGGAUCAUGGCUUACGGAGGGCCAUCCUACCCUGGUGUGCUUGUGUGCAUUUAUUUCAUCAUCCUUUUCGUCAGUGGCAACUAUAUCCUGCUCAAUGUCUUCCUGGCCAUUGCUGUGGACAACCUGGCUGAGGCAGAGAGCCUGACUUCUGCCCAGAAGGCCAAGGCUGAGGAGAGAAAACGAAGAAAGAUGUCCAAGGGUCUCCCGGACAAGUUGGAGGAGGAGAAGGCCAUAACAGCCAAGAAGAUGGAGCAGAAGCCCAAGGGAGAGGGAAUCCCUACUACUGCCAAGCUGAAAAUUGAUGAGUUUGAAUCUAACGUCAACGAGGUAAAGGACCCCUACCCCUCAGCUGACUUCCCAGGGGAUGAUGAAGAAGAUGAGCCUGAGAUCCCAGUGAGCCCCCGACCCCGUCCCCUGGCUGAACUGCAGCUGAAAGAGAAGGCAGUGCCAAUUCCAGAAGCUAGCUCCUUCUUCAUCUUCAGCCCCACCAAUAAGAUCCGUGUACUGUGUCAUCGCAUCGUCAAUGCCACUUGGUUCACCAACUUCAUCCUGCUCUUCAUCCUGCUCAGCAGCGCUGCUCUGGCGGCUGAGGAUCCCAUCCGAGCUGAGUCAGUGAGGAAUCAGAUCCUUGGGUAUUUUGACAUCGCGUUCACCUCUGUCUUCACUGUGGAGAUUGUCCUCAAGAUGACCACCUAUGGGGCCUUCCUGCACAAGGGCUCCUUCUGCCGGAACUACUUCAACAUCCUGGACCUGCUGGUGGUGGCUGUAUCCCUCAUCUCCAUGGGACUUGAGUCCAGUACCAUCUCCGUGGUGAAGAUCCUGAGGGUGCUGAGGGUGCUCCGACCGCUGCGAGCCAUCAACAGAGCCAAAGGGCUGAAGCACGUGGUACAGUGUGUGUUCGUGGCCAUCCGCACCAUCGGGAAUAUCGUCCUGGUCACCACCCUCCUGCAGUUCAUGUUUGCCUGCAUUGGUGUCCAGCUCUUCAAGGGGAAGUUCUUCAGCUGCAAUGAUGCUUCCAAGAUGACGGAAGAGGAGUGCAGGGGCUACUACUAUGUGUACAAGGACGCAGACCCCAUGCAGAUAGAGCUGCGUCCCCGCCAGUGGAUACACAGCGACUUCCACUUCGACAAUGUGCUCUCAGCCAUGAUGUCACUCUUCACAGUCUCCACCUUUGAGGGAUGGCCUCAGCUCCUGUACAAAGCCAUAGACUCAAAUCAGGAGGACACGGGCCCCAUCUACAACAACCGCGUGGAGAUGGCCAUCUUUUUCAUCAUCUACAUCAUCCUCAUUGCCUUCUUCAUGAUGAAUAUCUUCGUGGGCUUUGUCAUCGUCACCUUCCAGGAGCAGGGCGAGACUGAGUACAAGAACUGUGAGCUGGACAAGAACCAGCGCCAAUGUGUACAGUAUGCUCUGAAGGCCCGCCCACUGAGGUGUUACAUCCCCAAGAACCCGUACCAGUACCAGGUGUGGUAUGUCGUCACCUCCUCCUACUUUGAGUACCUGAUGUUUGCCCUCAUCAUGCUCAAUGCGAUCUGCCUGGGCAUGCAGCACUACAACCAGUCAGAGGAGAUGAACUACAUCUCAGACAUCCUCAACGUGGCCUUCACCAUCAUCUUCACUCUGGAGAUGAUCCUCAAGCUCGUGGCAUUCAAAGCCAGGGUGAGUGCCUGGUGACAGGGCCAGCUG